AUGCCUCAGUAUAGCACUUUCACCAUUCCCAAAGAAGGGAUAUCGCGAGAGGUGGUCGAGGCAGAUUUGCCCUACUACCUUGGCCGGGAUGCCAAGGUAAUGGAGAAUAGUAAAGGCGACCGAUAUGUCAUUCAGGCAUUUUCCGAACCGCCGAGGCACAUGAUCACAUCUCUGCGAGAUGACACAGCAAGAUGGCAUAGCAGCGAUGACCGCCGGAGACGAUUGCGCUACUCGGAAAGUCGAAUCCAUCAAGACCGGAAGCGGGCUUGUCGUGGGCAGGCCGAUCCUCAACCUCAACUGACAAGGCACAACUCCCGUGACGCGACCUCAGGGCAUGGUCCUACCGCGAUAUCUCCAAUUCCCGUGCCUCCAAGACCCCCUCUGGCGCCACGAUAUAGCUCAAGCAAUGGCUCGGUCUAUGGGUCAAUGCAAGUUUCGCCGGGUUCCAACUUUGAAAGCAUUUCUCGGUGCCAGUCGAGGCGGGAGUCAGAUGCCAUGUCGUCCCUGGAUGGCGGCAUGAUCAGUCGGACAAUGUCGGCGUCAAGUGUCUCCAGUAGCUAUGGGACGAAUGGGACGUAUGGCUUCAACAAGGACCCGCCAGGUGGCCGCAAUGGUGAAUGUAAGACUCGCCAAGUCCCAAGGAGUUGA
Cladophialophora bantiana CBS 173.52 is the source of this 648-nucleotide messenger RNA. RefSeq lists its product as uncharacterized. NCBI's taxonomy places the organism in Eukaryota, Fungi, Ascomycota, Eurotiomycetes, Chaetothyriales, Herpotrichiellaceae. The transcript is spliced from 4 exons. Bases 1 to 648 code for a protein of 215 amino acids. The record is from RefSeq and is a predicted model, not a curated record.